Pogona vitticeps (central bearded dragon) is the source of this 3973-nucleotide messenger RNA. RefSeq names its product ephrin B2 (gene EFNB2). Gene Ontology annotation, molecular function: ephrin receptor binding. Gene Ontology annotation, biological process: axon guidance; ephrin receptor signaling pathway; blood vessel morphogenesis. The record is from RefSeq and is a predicted model, not a curated record. NCBI's taxonomy places the organism in Eukaryota, Metazoa, Chordata, Lepidosauria, Squamata, Agamidae. Gene Ontology annotation, cellular component: plasma membrane.
CGCGGCGGCGGGGGGCAGAGAGAGAGAGGCGUUUGUGCCCUCCUUCUACUUGGAUUUCCUCCCCCCGGCUUUUUUGGCCUUCGGUCGGUGCCUGAUCGCGGGCGGCGAAGCGGCAGCCGCGAGAGGACUGAGCGACGACGGGCGGUUCUCUCUCCAUCGCCGCCUCUUCCUCCUCCUCCUCCGGAGUCGGCGACGGGCGGCUCUCGGCGGCUCGCUCUUCUCGCCCGGGUCGGGAUUGCGACGACGACGACGCCUCUCCUCCAUGCCGGCGCUCAGGACCCGGUGAAGCCGGCUGGGGCGCGCUCGCGGGCGGGGGGCUGCUGCUGCUGCUGCUGCUGCCCGGGAUCUGCCUCGUUGUGGACGUCGCCUCUUCCUCCUCCUCCUCCUCCUCCUGCCUUCCUUCUGGGCGCCGCGGAGUUGGCGAAGCUUCGGGACAAGAGCCGGCGGCGGCGGCGGUGGUGGCGGCGGCGCCCCCGACCAUGGUAGCGCGCCGGGGGGGAUCCCCGCUCGGGAGGUGCUGCUGGGCCAUCUGGGUGCUGCUGUGCCGGACGGCGCUGGCCAGCUCGCUGGUGCUGGAGCCCAUCUACUGGAACUCCUCCAACUCCAAAUUCCAUCCUGGACAAGGACUGGUACUAUAUCCAAAGAUAGGAGACAAACUGGAUAUUAUAUGCCCAAAGGUGGACUCUAAAACUGGUGGCCAGUAUGAGUACUAUAAGGUCUAUAUGGUUGAUAAAGACCAAGCAGAUAGCUGCACUAUUAAAAAGGACAACACACCUCUGCUCAACUGUGCCAAGCCUGAUCAAGAUGUUAAGUUUACCAUCAAGUUCCAAGAGUUCAGCCCUAACCUCUGGGGUCUGGAAUUUCAGAGAAACAAAGAUUAUUACAUCAUAUCAACAUCCAAUGGAUCACUGGAAGGCUUGGAUAACCAGGAGGGAGGGGUGUGCCAGACAAAAGCCAUGAAGAUCCUAAUGAAAGUUGGACAAGUUCCCAAUUCUGGUGGGUCCCCAAAUAAUGCUGAUCCAACUAAACGCCCGGAACAGGAAGCUGGUACCAACGGGAAAAGCUCUACAACAAGUCCAUUUGUAAAGGAUCACGCAGGUCCUAACUCAGAUGGGAACAAAGCUGGACAUUCCAGUAUCCUUGGUUCAGAGGUGGCCUUAUUCGCAGGGAUAGCUUCAGGGUCCAUCAUAUUCAUCAUCAUCAUCAUCACUCUGGUGGUUCUGUUGUUGAAGUACCGAAGGAGACAUCGGAAGCAUUCGCCACAGCACACGACAACUCUGUCUCUUAGUACGUUAGCUACUCCUAAGCGCAGUGGGAACAACAAUGGGUCUGAACCCAGUGACAUUAUCAUUCCCCUGAGGACUGCAGAUAGUGUUUUUUGCCCUCACUAUGAAAAAGUCAGUGGUGACUAUGGACAUCCAGUGUACAUAGUUCAAGAGAUGCCCCCUCAGAGUCCAGCAAACAUUUAUUACAAGGUCUGAUGAACACUCAGUGUGGUACCUUCUGGAACUCUGUCUAUCUCUCUCUCUCUCUCUCCUGUCAGAUGCUGUUCAUGACACGGGGGAGCUAUGAUGAUGAGCCCCUGUGCUGGUUACAGGACCAGGUGCAGUGGAGGGAGCACCAAAUCCCACCCUGUUACAGAGAGCCAUUUUGAGAUGGACAGCUUCUCUAGCCUGUAGAAACUGCUCUGUUUCGGUGAACAAGCAUUUACUUGGAAACUGGAAGGAUUUACGUAGAAGAUACCCCGCUGUUCAUUCAUCACCUUCUAAGCCAUGUGCUGCAGGCAUUCAGGCACAUCCAAAAAAAGAUGUAGCAACUCAUGGGUGCUAAUGGUUUUAAGCAUUCUGGGAAGAAGUCUUCAGUCACCAAGUUUGAAACGCAGCCCUGUGACUUUGUGUGUACAUGCUUCUCUUGUAGUGCUUAUGGAUUUGUCAUACAGACCUUGGCUUUUAAGUAAGACUUUUGAUCAUUUUCUUGCUUUCAAUCUGUCCCUGUUGUGUUUUUACUUCAACUGGGUAGCAUUCUGGCAUCCUUCACUUGAGAAUUCUUUCAUGCCACAUCCUGCAUUGCUAUUGGAAAGCUUAAUGUUUUUUAUCCAUUUCAUACUCUUUGAGGUAGCUUCACUUGAAUGGAUAAUGCUUUGGGAGAAACUGGGCUUUCUUAGUAGGGAAUCUUCUAGCCAAGUGCUGGCUUGCCUGUUGUGUAAAGGACAUGGGAUAAGUGGCACAUGGAGAAAGAGAGAGGGAAGAAGGGCUGAUAGAGCACUAAGGCCUCUGGAAUUUCAACUGGACGUAGCCAGACAGUUUAGGUAGCACAGCACUUUGAUAUCUGGAGUUCUAAGGGGCAACUUAAACACAGCAAACACAAACAGCUGUUUGAGGCCUGUUCUUGAAGGAUACCAAGGUUAUUCUCAAAUAGCAACUUGCAGGAGAAAAUAGUUCUCUCCUUCAAAGUAGGGUAAGUAAAUGCCCAGUGCCCAGAAGACGAGAUAGUAGAAGGCCUCUGGUGACAUAUUAGGGCAGGACUGCUAUGGUACUGUACCAGCAAUAAGAUAUACAGCUUUGAGCUAGCUAUAGCAAAAUCAUUGUCUGCUUCAGAUGACAUCUGUCUUUGUUGGUUUGUUUUUGUUUUUAAAGCAGACUCAGCUGCUAUACGUAUUACAUUUUAUCUAAUCACAGGGAAAACAAGUGUUUAAGAAAACUUUUAACAUCUGACAUGGAAAAAAAAAUCACAAGCUCAACAGUUAAGAGGGCUAUAAUUCCAUCACUAAAAAUAAAAGCAUUCACAUCUCUAAAAAUUGUUCAGGAUUUUCCUCUUUUUUUUCCUCCAAUCGAGCCUUUUGACAUACUGGUUUCUGGCAGUGCCUUUGCGAUAUAGACCCAUAGCGUCCACUGCUGUUACUGGGGUGUUCUCUUUCAGAAUUAAAGCACACGUGGUAAGCUGCUUACAGCCCAUAAAGAUGCAACACAUUUAGACACAAGAGAGGGGGAAGUAAGGUAUGACUUAUUUAUAAUAGGUGUAUAGAACCCAAGGGAUAUAAGUAGCAGAUUUUCUUAUGAUUACUAAUAUAUAUCUAUAAUAUUUGAGAUUGCACAGAAUCUAUACCAGAAGAUGUGAAAAUCAUCUGUGGCAAUUAAAUUAAUCUUAAAAUUGCCAGCAUUAGAACAAAUUAAUUGGGCAAUUAUGUCUUGGGUAGUGGGAAUAGUUUCAUUCCCAAAAAGGACAAUAUGGAGAGGAAAUGUAAAAACAAUAACCGAGCCCUCUAAGCUAUCUUGCGUAACUAGUAGAGUAGGAAAUCCAACCCCCAGAAUCAUGGAAUCAGUGUGACUGCAUCAUAUAUUUCAAGGAUAUCUUGAUGUGGGUUCUCUUUUGUGCUUUUGUUUGUUUGUCCCCCCAUCCCCGCCCCGCCCCCCCCCGCACUUUCCCUUGCCUUAGGAGAUGGAGUCUUUGAGCUGGUCACAAAUAGGAAAGUUUCAGUAUAAAGUUUCUGCUUGAAGCAUGUUUGUUGUCCUGCCUCCAACCUCUCUGUACCCUGGGGGGAAAUGAAUCUACUUUUUUAUGUGCUAUGCAAAAUAGAGGUCUUUUCACAUAGUCCUGUUCCCAUAGCAACACUUCACUUUCUGGACUGGAAAGAAAUGUAACUACCGUGUUUUAAGGGUCUCAAACCUCCACUGAGCACGUGCAAAAAUGUACUGUCAUAGAAAUGAUUACUUUCUGUAUUUUCUGAACCUGAAAAUGAUGUUGGUCGAAGAAGGAGAGACGGAAGGGAGGGGAAAGUGGAGAAGAAGCAAGGUUCUGUGGGAGGUUACCAUGGUAACUAACUACAGUGUAGAUGUAGUUCUUUCCUGAAGCCUUCUUCUCUGUGAAUCCAUCCAUGCAAGUUUUUUCUUGUAAGUCAUUAAGCUUUUUAUUUUAGGGGAUGGGGGGGAUAAAUGGGCUUUGUUUUGUUUUAUUGCCCCCCCCAAUCCCUCAA